AUGGGAAGUUUUCAGAAAGGAGUGAUUGACGCUGCCAAGGAGAUGGCAUCCGAUGCAGCAGAAGCUGUGAAGGAAAAAGCAUCCGAAGCCUACAGCAAGGUGCCAGCACUGUUCAUCGACCGAGUAGAACAAGUUUGGUUAAACUGGUUAGUGCAGCUAGCAGCCAGGUCGGCAGAAGCGUGGACAUUGAUCAAAAAGACGCUAAGUUACCAGCAAUCAGCGGAUAAUUUCAAACUGGUGCUUGCUGAUGGAAUCACAGUCCCUUAA
Molecule: messenger RNA, 267 nt
Organism: Gongylonema pulchrum
Lineage: Eukaryota; Metazoa; Nematoda; Chromadorea; Rhabditida; Gongylonematidae
Source: the annotation of a GenBank genome assembly